AUGAACAGUUUUCUAUCGACAAGUCGAGAUCGAUCAGUUGCACACUUUUAUGCAAAUAUGGCUGUUAAUUCAAAUAAUAUUCGAUAUCAUCCGGUUCUCUUUGAGAUCGAAGUUAAUACGACUCGUACUGAUACUAAACCGUUUGCUGACCUUAAGUAUGAUAGUCAGUUUUCUGAUGAAAAUGAAGUAUUGUUCAUGACAGGAUCAAUUUUUCGGGUUGUUAAUGUUAAAAAGGGCUCUCAAGAUGAUCCAUUUUGGUCGAUCAAAUUGAUAUUGUGUGGUGAAGAAGACAAUCAAUUAAAAGAAGUUUUCAAAUAUUUGAAAGAUGAAUUAGAUGAUGAAACUGAUAUGGGAUCUGUAGGAAAAGUUUUAUAUGACAUGGGCAAACACGAACAAUCGUAA
This is a messenger RNA of Rotaria sp. Silwood1, 402 nucleotides long. The record is from the annotation of a GenBank genome assembly. Lineage: Eukaryota; Metazoa; Rotifera; Eurotatoria; Philodinida; Philodinidae.